GAGCCGGACCGAGGCUGGAAACUGACAUGGGAUGGAGAGACUGGAGCGGAGCGCGGAGCACUGAGAGGCGGCGCAGGGGGAACAAAGCCUGACUGGGAGACGGGCAGGGCUUGUGACUAGGUGAGUGCUGCUGGGGAGGACAGCAAGACCUCGCCGCCCAGCCUGGCCCCCAGGGAAGUUCUCGCUGCUCGGUCCCCCUUGCUGGGACAAUGCCGAUCCUGAAGCAGCUAGUCUCCAACUCUGCCCACUCCAAGCGGCGCUCACGGGCAGAUCUGACAGCUGAGAUGAUCAGCGCCCCGCUGGGUGACUUCCGCCACACCAUGCACGUGGGCAGAGCGGGGGACGCCUUCGGGGACACCUCCUUCCUCAACAGCAAGGCCGGCGAGCCGGAGUCUCCUGAGGAGCUGGGCUCCUCCAAACCCGGCCUGCUGUCCCGUAAGUUCCGCAGCAGCAAGAGGUCACAGUCGGUGACGCGUGGCGACCGGCGGGACAUGCUAGGCUCCCUGAGGGACUCGGCCAUCUUCGUGAAGAACGCCGUUUCCCUGCCUCAGCUCACCGAGAAGGAGGGAGACAAAAGCACCGGGAAGCUGCCCAAGAGCCUUUCCUCGAGCCCUGUCAAGAAGGCACCGGAGCAGGUGGUCACCCCAGAGGAAAAGCCACGUCCCAACGGCGCAGCCGCCCGCCCUCAGAGUCCCGGCCUGGACGAGCAUGACUUUGGGGACCUGACGGAUCUGCCUGUCGUGGUGCCCAAGAGCAGCUAUGGCAUGAAACACGCCGAGUCCAUCAUGUCCUUCCACAUCGACCUGGGGCCCUCCAUGCUGGGGGACGUCCUGAGCAUCAUGGACAAAGACCAGUGGGACCAGGAUGAAGACUUCAGCGCCAUGGUACCUGAGGAGCUCCGAAGGGAUGGAGGCCCUACCCGGGUACCUGCAGCCCACCGGCUCAGCCAGGAAGGAAGGCCCCUGCCGGAUUCCUUGCUGACGGCACCAGCCUGCCAGGACCAGAGCAGGGCUGUGGGCUCUGCCCGGAGCCAGGUCAACAGGGACAGCAGUUUGGUUUCUAGCUGCACGGUACAGGGGCUGGAGGAGUGCCGCCCAUCCCCCGAAAGACAGAGCUACAAGAUCCCAGACGGCGCCCAGCCUGGCCCCCCCAAGCAGCACGACAAAGAGUUCUCCUUCGCGGAUGAGGAGGACGACGAGAUCAGAGUGUAGGAAGGUGGCUGAUCUGACGAGGCUGGUGUAAAUUUGCGGUAGCUUGAGCACAAGAAGGGAUAACCCAAAACUGACAAUGUCAGAAGAAAUGGCACCGGGAGACACUUAACUCAACUCCUUUCCCUUUCCCCACGGGCUGUGGCCAGAUUCCCCUCCGCUCCUCUCUGACGUCCCUCCAGGGACUUGGCGAACCUGUGAAACGGGAAGAUAGAUGUCAUGGGGUUAGUUUUUGCUAUUCUGAGGUCACUGUGGGAGAGGGAGAAACUUGGGUUUAAGUCAUAAUAUUACAUCGAACAACAUCCUCCUGUAAGGCUGCUGAUCUCUGCGAGCCGUGGGAGAACAGCAGGAGGGAGAGGGGACGAGCCUGCUCGCCAGGCUGGAGACAAUUCCUUUCCCAGAAGAAGACCCCAGGCUGUACUGCAAGGGGGAAACGUACUUUCGCUUCCACUGGACUUUGGAUAGUAACUUGAUCUACAGGCCACAUUGAGCAACACAGAGUCAAGUGACAAGGACAAGGCUUGAAGCCCCAAUGCCCUUAGUAAUAUACAUUUCCCCCUUGUGUUUUUAUUGGCUUCUGAUUUGUGCUGGUGACUCUUUUUAACAGCAGACAAGCGGAAUUCCAGUCUGAAAGAACUUGGUUCAAGAGUUUAGACUUCUGCAUAUUGUAGAGUGAAGUGGCAUUGGAAAGCCAGUGGUUUCUAAGCCGGCAGCUGAUGGUACUUCUCUUUGGGCAGAGUGCUGGGAGGGCCUGCAGCUCCAGAGGCGGGGGGAGGGAUUUUUUUUAACUCUUAUAUCUUUUUUUUUUUUUUUUUUUUUUUUUUUUUUUCUUUUCUCAUCUCAAAGUGUCCUAUGUUGCAGCACCUUUGGGCCCACGGGCUCUCUGCAGCCUGCCACAGCUGCUCCUACGCAUUGGACUCAGACCUCAUCCAACCACCCCUUGAGAAACCCUCUCCUGUCCCUGCAGCAGCAUCACAUCCCUGGCACUGCGAUGCCCAGGCACACACACACACACGCACACGCACCGGUCAUGGUACGAUGCAGAGCUGUAACAGAUGCCGCAGGCAGCAGAGCUGCCUGCAAGCCUGGCGCUCUAGAAGCAGGACCCAAUGACUAUGGUGCCAUUCCCAGGUGUGUGGAAGGUUAUGGUGGAAGGAGCUGGAGGUGCCUUCUGGGGAAUCCCCUUAACAGGGCUGGGGCAGAGAUGUUGGCUGACCCCCCUCCCGUCCCCCCCCCCAG
Messenger RNA from Chelonoidis abingdonii (Abingdon island giant tortoise), 2447 nucleotides. It is a transcript of the gene CDC42EP4, whose product is annotated as CDC42 effector protein 4. Gene Ontology annotation, molecular function: small GTPase binding. Gene Ontology annotation, cellular component: plasma membrane; cytoskeleton; cytoplasm. The record is from RefSeq and is a predicted model, not a curated record. Lineage: Eukaryota; Metazoa; Chordata; Testudines; Testudinidae. Gene Ontology annotation, biological process: regulation of cell shape; positive regulation of actin filament polymerization; positive regulation of pseudopodium assembly.